Molecule: messenger RNA, 1988 nt
Organism: Erigeron canadensis
Lineage: Eukaryota; Viridiplantae; Streptophyta; Magnoliopsida; Asterales; Asteraceae
Product: transcription factor bHLH123
Exons: 7
Coding region: 144-1505 (453 amino acids)
Biological process (GO): regulation of transcription by RNA polymerase II
Cellular component (GO): nucleus
Molecular function (GO): DNA-binding transcription factor activity, RNA polymerase II-specific; RNA polymerase II cis-regulatory region sequence-specific DNA binding; protein dimerization activity
Source: RefSeq, a predicted model, not a curated record
AUUCAUUCAUUUGUUUACUCUCAUCCCCACUCUUUACACUCUCUAAACUCAUCUUCAACUACAUAUAAAUACUAAGAUCAACCAAACCCCUUUUUUUUCAUUUCAUUUGAUAUAUAGUUCCAUUGAAGCCACAGCUAGUUGACAUGGCUGAUAAUUGGUGGGUUUCAUCCUCAAGAACAAGACCUUGUUUGGAUUCAGUUUCAGUAAGCAACUCCAAUAAUAUUAAUCUCUUCCAAGAUUCCGACACCGCAACCUCAACCACCGGGGCUGCUGCAGCCGCUGUCGACACCGUGGUUGGCAGCAGUAGUGUUGCCACCACUAGCUUACACAUGAUGGGGUUGGGACUUUCAUCACAACCACUUCCGCAAUCGUUGGAUUGGAAUCAAGCUUUAUUGGGAGAUCAAAAAGGUGAUAGUGGUUUUCGGAAUUUACUUCAAGAUCAAGAUCAUAGUUUGAGCUCGAACACAAGCAAUUUUCAGGUUGGAAAUAACCAAUGGAAGGCACAAAAGAUGUAUUCAACUAGUUCACAAGAUUCGUCAUCGGAAUUUAAGCAAAUCAAUGUUAGGGGCUUUCAGUUGGAUCAACCGAUGCAGGAUAGUGAUAAUGAAAGCAUAACCACAUGCCAAGGAUUGAAUUCAAGCUUUCAAAAUAUGGAAUUAUAUGGAAGUCCUUCUUCUAUUAUGCAAAGUUUAUUCGGUUCAGAUAACAAUCAACAACCACAACAACAAGAUUCCGGCUUUGAUCAAAACCAAGGAUUAGGUUAUUCGUUGUAUCAAUCAAACUAUGAUGGCAUGAGUGUGCCAAUUAGUGGUGGUGGUGGCGGUGUCAGUGUCAGUGGUGGUGAGUUGUCAACGUCUAGUUGGCCAAAGUUUUCUCCUCAGUCUCAAGAGUUUAGGAUGAACUCUCCUUCAAAAGUGCAAUUGGCUGACAUGGGGAGCAACCAAUUGCACUUUACUAAUAACGCACGCUUUUGGAAUGCAUCCCCAAACAGUGUAACCGAUAUCCAAUCUGGGUUUAUUCCAUCUUUACAAAUGCAAUUGCCUUCAUCAAGUUUUGAAGAUAAACCAAAGAUUACAUCCAAAAUACCAAAAGAAAGCACUAUCGAAUCAUCAUCAUCUUCAUCAUCAACCAAAAGACCUCGAACCGAAAACCAAUCACCUUUACCAGCUUUUAAGGUGAAAAAGGAGAAGAUGGGGGACAGAAUCACUGCACUCCAACAAUUAGUUUCACCUUUCGGGAAAACGGAUACCGCAUCUGUGUUGACUGAAGCUAUUUUAUACAUCAAAUUUUUGCAUGAACAAGUUAGUGUUCUAAGUACUCCAUAUAUGAAAAGUGGAGCUCAGAUGUUACAACAACAACAGACACCAGAUAAACCGCUAGAAGAACCUAGACAAGACCUAAGAAAUCGUGGGCUAUGUUUAGUGCCUGUUUCAAGCACGUUUCCAGUGACGCAUGAAACAACGGUUGAUUUUUGGACACCUACGUUUGGUGGAACGUUUCGAUAAGACUAAAUGGUAUUUUUACAAAGGAUUGAUUAAUUUGAAAAUGUGCAAAUAAUAUAUGAGAAACCAGAAGGUCGAGCAAGUGGGAGAUGAUAAAGAUAGAAAGGUAAAAAAGAGAAAGAAAACAAACGGUGAUAGAGAAAGAAAAGAAAAGAAAAAAAAAAGGAGGGAUGAUGAAUCUCUGAUGUUGGGGCAGCUACAGGCAAAAUGAUGCAACUUUGGCCAAUAUCUUUGUACAAGAAUAAGAGUCUUGUUGUAAUAAUUGUAGCCUUCUUAAUCAUUAAUUAAUUAACCAAUGUUUGGUAGGAAUAUCUUUGAUAUCAUAGUCCUAAUCGAACCCUAGCUAACAACCUACUUUAAACUCAAUUCAAAAAUAUUCAAUUUCGCCAAUUAUGUUUUAGAUUAGGCGUUGAUCAAUUAUAUAUGUGAUAUAUGUAACAAUUCAAAUUUUAAGAGAUAGUGUAAUUUGAGCAGCUUUUAAUGAUC